GCUAAACUUAAAAUGUUGUGAAAAAAAUCCGCCAGGGAGGGCAGAUACUAGAGUGCCCCCUCUUAUAGUUUUCUAUCAAGCGUUUCUUUAUAUAAAGCCUUACUAUAAUUGGAUAAACAACAAAAGGCUGAAUACCCAGUGGAGGUCCUAGCUUGUGGGGGUUUCUCUCGUUUGUCCGUGCCGGGGAGUGUCUCCCUGAAAAGUACAGUUGGUUUGGUUGGAGUGCCAUGAUCACAGUUAUGGUGCUCGCGGCUCAUGUGUGAUCGUUCGAGCCCAGUCGGGGAACAUGGUGCUUGUGUUCUUUGGCAAGAUACUUUACAACAAUUGCCUCUUUAAACCCAGGAGCCUAAAUGGGUAUACUUUUGAGGAUAGAGAUCUGAAUGCACAGCUCUCUUGUUAAUAUAUAUAGCUGCUGCAGAAAGCUGGUCUCGCGGCCUGACGAGUAGCCUGGGUACAUAGUAAUUGUGAAGCGCUUUCAGACCUUAGUCCCAACGCCGCAAUAUAAUAAGCACUACAUUAUUAUAGCAGCCUGCACAUGUCAUGUGAUUUUUUCCAACUGUGAAGUUUGAGUGUACGUCAGGUUCACUGCAUCACAAAGUCUAGUUAUUUUUGUGUGAUGUGUACGGAACACAAAAUGACAAAAGACAGGGAACAAGGGUUAGUGUAUUGUUAUUAUACGCCACACUACAUGUAGUAUAUGUUUCAGUGGAGCGUCGCCAUAUUAACUGCUACGCAAUACAAGGCGGAAACAAAAUGUGUGCGUUUUAUUUGAGUUGAAAGUAUAGAGGUUCCGCCAGAACGUCACAUUCACGUUCCUCAGGGGGAAACUAAUUAUAUGCGAGCAGUACUGAACUUGUUGCGGUUGUUCAAAUGAGCAGCGUUCCCCGACCCCCGGUCAGACGGACGAGAUCUGACGUGAAGGAGUACACACCACCGGGGCCGCGGACCAUGGCCAGCAAUCAGCCGAGCGCGGGACCGAGCAUGGGUCACGGUUUCUUGAAGAAUUGGACUCCGCCUCCGGCGAACCAUAUGCCUCCAGGCUAUUCCAGUUAUAACGAGAGGCGGGAGCAACCCGACCCAGAGCCCCCGGGUCCUCCCAAGCCUCCGGAGGAGUUCCCCGCCAAGCUGACUCUCAAGUUGGAGGCCGAGGAUAGGGACACGGACCUGGCCCGGAUCUGCAGCGAUGCCCUGCACGAGCUGCCGCAGAUGGUCAAGGUUGGGGAGAAGUUCUCGGUGAAAGGGAACGACGUGCAGUUGCAGAAGGGAGAAUCGCUGUUGCUUCUCUUCGUAGCGGAGCUACCUCGGGUGCAUGCCGUGGAUACUACGAGUGGGAAAGAAGUAUGGCUACCUGUGCACGCCGAACAGUUGUACGAGACACUUCCGAUGGAUCCUCGUCUGGAUGACAAACUAUACACGGGGGUCACUGCCAUGAUGAACAGCAACCCCAUGCCGUGUAUUGUACGCGUACUGGAAGGCUAUAGUGGGUCUGAUUACGCAGAAUGCGUGGAUCAAGAGGACGUCAUACGCAUCAGCCACAUAGAGGAGAAAGUUCGAAGAUAUAGCAAAGAAAGAAUUCUGAUUGCGCAAAAUCAGGUAGGUCACCGACUUGAGCUCCACAAAGACAUGGAUUGUGCCCACUUCACCACCAUGAUGUCCGCACUGUUCCUGCACAUGUCCGAACUCAUUGGGCUGGAUUUCCCACAGCGAGUGCGUGUAGUUGAGGAAACCAACUUUGAGAAGCGCAAACCCAAGGAAGAGAAGGUCUUCAAGUUGUUGUCUUUUAAGAAUGACCUGCAGGUGAUUGCCACGCGAUCCAGGAAGCCAGGCCUGCUCUCAAUUCCACUCUCUGUGCCUAUUUCCCUCAACACAACUUCUUUCAAGGACAAGACUGUCCAAUCCUGUCUUCCGCCCUUGUUUCCCCCUGUCAAUCUCACCUGGGGUGUCCGGGAGUUCGGCAGGCCCACUCUGCCCGAACCGCUCAGAGAAAUUAGCCAGCCCCUGCCCGAACCACUCCGUGGAUGGCUGGAAAGCUUUGAAGGAAAGGAGCGUGUUUGCAAAGUGGCCAAAGUCUCCAAGGAAGACUUGAUACAGGAUCUCAAGGAGAUGACCAACUACACCAAGGACCUGACCAACAGAAUUGCCUGCCUGGAUCAGGUCGACAAACCACUCAUCCCGACUCGUGACAAGCCUGUGGCACCGCCAAGACCCCCUACCAAACCGUUAACGUACAGGUCUCUCCCUGCAAAACCUGACAUGAAGCCUGUUGUUUGUUCCCCAAAGCCCAAAUUGACCCCUAAGCCCAAACCUCGUAGCUUCACUGCGCCGAAGCAGCCCAGUGACUCCAAGGUGUUGAACAAGCGUAGAGUCAGUACUGAUGAUGGUUAUGAGGUUCCUGGUGUAUAUGUAGGCAGUGAUAUAGAGGAGGAGGAAGGUGAUGAAUAUGAAGUUGUACCCGAUGUAAACGACCCUACAAAACCUCUGGAUGUAACCACUCAAGAGCUGAAGAACAUACUGCAACAGAAGGAAAAGAAAAUAGCCUCACUGAAGGAAGAAAAUGAACAACUGAAGGAGAAAUGCGAGAAACUCGAAAAAGAAAAGAGGGAGAUACGAGUGUCCAACUUCAAAAACGUUGAUGAGAUCAACCGGCUUCAGGCUGAGAUUGAUCGUAUGUUGGCCAGAAACGAUGGCGACAUGUACGACUUCCUUAUUCCCACCGAGAGGCCCCUACCAACCCUGCCGACUAGUCCCGGUGCGGUCAUCUAUAACAGCCCUCACGAUCUGCUGUCCGAGAAGGUCUUGAUGUCUCGCGCCGACAUUGAAGGUGUGUCAGACAUACUGCGGCAGCUCAACUUGGGUAAGUACGUGGAGAAGUUCAGAGAAGAAGCGGUGGAUGGUGCAUUACUGGUCACUCUUGACGAUUCAGUUUUGAAGGAGGAUUUGGGUAUGACCGGCUUACAUGCACGUAAGUUACUGUUGGAGGUUAAGAAAUAUACAAAAUAGGUUGCUUAAGGGGUUACGCAUUUUUCGGGUAACUUUUUUUGUGGAAAUGAUUUCAUUUGAAAUUGUCAUACAUUUGGUUCAUUGAGGUACACUUUGCUAAAUUGUCAGUGAAUAUUUAAGAAACAUCAUCACAAAAAUGCUUCCUUUCAGGUGAUUAUGCAGGGUUAGGAGUUUACUCAACAAGAGAGGGGUUAUUAGUUUUGGAGGGGUUGAGCUUAGCAUUAAGGUCAGUUAUCAGCAGAAACCUGCAAUUAAAUUGUUAAUGCCUUAGAAAAAUAUGUAUACA
Messenger RNA from Patiria miniata (bat star), 3286 nucleotides. RefSeq lists its product as uncharacterized. The transcript has 9 exons. Lineage: Eukaryota; Metazoa; Echinodermata; Asteroidea; Valvatida; Asterinidae. The coding region runs from base 871 to 3000 and encodes 709 amino acids. The record is from RefSeq and is a predicted model, not a curated record. Gene Ontology annotation, molecular function: protein binding.